AUGGGGCCAAUGAAAUAUAAGUCAGGUGUGUCCUCGGUGUCCUGUGGUUUGCAAUAUCACUAUUGGUUGAUAAAGUGGAGUCCAAAAAUGGAUUUACACAUAGUGAGGACUUACUGCUCAUCAGCGCCUAAGAGGCCAGAAGCCAAGUCUGCAAUAGAAAUGGCCAUGAGUCUUCUUAAUCGGCUGACAGAAGCUGGGACCGUUAUGGGAAAAAACUCUCUUCAAAAAAUGUCUGCAACAUGCAAGAGUUGGUGGGACAGAUACGAAGAGUUCGUUGGAAUUAAUGAAGUUCGAGAGGCUCAGGGAAAAGUGACGGAGGCUGAAAAUGUCUUUAUGAUAGCUCGAGGGAUAGUACGAGAGGCUCGUGAAAAUGUAGAAGCCCAACAGAUUAAACUGAAGGAAAUUCGCGACCGCUUGGACAGGGUCUCUCGGGACGACACCCAGUAUUUAGAGCUGGCUACUCUGGAGCACAGGUUGCUGCAGGAAGAGAAAAGGUACCGAGCUGCAUAUUUAAAUGCAGAAGAAUCCGAGAGAGAAAAAUUCUCUCUUUUUUCUGCAGCUGUAAGGGAAAGCCAUGAGAAAGAGCGAACAAGAGCUGAAAAAACGAAGAACUGGUCGAUUAUUGGUUCUGUACUGGGAGCCAUUAUAGGUGUUCUCGGUUCCACCUAUGUUAAUCGAGUAAGGCUGCAAGAAUUGAAAGUCUUGGUGCUUGAAGCACAGAAGGGCCCAAUAAAUCUGCAAGAAGCCAUCAAAGAACAGGCGUCCAGCCAUUACUUACAGCAGAAGGAUCUCAGUGACGUCAUAGCAGACCUGAAAAAUGUGCUGCAAACAAGGACAUCACAGGAAAUAAAAGAAGGUGCUUUGUUAACUAGAGAAGACAGGAAUGACUCCAUAAAAAUAGAUUCUCUCUUGAUUCCUUUAAAUGAACAGCUAAACUACACUAAACAAGUCAGUUCAUGUCUGGGGAGUUUACAAAAGCAGUUUAACAGUUUGCAGGAAAGUGUAGCGCAAGUGGUUGCCGAGGUGCAGAGCGUUAAACUUGCCGUCCAUUCUAGACCUACAGAAAGAGUGAUGCCAAGGUCUUCAGCGGAGGGUAAGGGCCAGGCUUCUGCUGUGAGAGAUGUGAUUUUAGAAUUGUGUGAUACCGAGCGGCGACUGGAAACACAAAUCAAGAGAAAUUCUAUUUACAGCACUGCGGUGACAUGCGCUAUGUUUGCUAUUACUCUGCCAGUACUCUAUAUUAUACUUAAAGGGAACUGA
Messenger RNA from Nipponia nippon (crested ibis), 1260 nucleotides. It is a transcript of the gene CCDC51, whose product is annotated as coiled-coil domain containing 51. Lineage: Eukaryota; Metazoa; Chordata; Aves; Pelecaniformes; Threskiornithidae. The record is from RefSeq and is a predicted model, not a curated record.